Frieseomelitta varia is the source of this 633-nucleotide messenger RNA. RefSeq lists its product as uncharacterized. The transcript has a single exon. The record is from RefSeq and is a predicted model, not a curated record. Lineage: Eukaryota; Metazoa; Arthropoda; Insecta; Hymenoptera; Apidae. The coding region runs from base 196 to 597 and encodes 133 amino acids.
GUACUUCUUACUUAUUCAAUAAUUAGAUGACAAAGUUAAGAAAGCUGUAUGCAAAACGUGAAAAUCGGAUCAGCCGAUACUUGUGUUAACCCAUUUCUCAAGAAAAAUAGACAGCUUUGAUCAAUAACGGCGUCAACGUUGGAAAGGAGGACAUUGAAUUUGUACAAGUUAACCUGGGGAAACUACGAAAUCAUCAUGGUGACCUCUACAAGACUUCGAGAAAUUGAGAUCGACAAGCCAAGUCAUACCGAACAAUUGGCAAAUUGGAUUAGUAGAGUUCGCUGUAAAAAGUUGCUGUGCCGUCGAAAUCGCAAACGCGAUUUACGGAUUGAAGCAGUCCUGACGUGUGCUCUUUACAAAGCAGAGCACGAAUUACGCAGCAAGCAGUUAUCUAGAAUUUCGAAGUGGCAGCAAUUUAAAAAGCAGUUUUUGAAGACUGCAGAUUAUCAAAACUGUGAAUUCUACAAUAACGAAGACAUGAGAAAUUCAAACUAUCAAGAAAACAAUCCCUGGCAAGGACCAUUGUGCCCUGAAUUGAGUAGUUUGGACAAUUUCAUGUCUAAAUUAGCGGAAAUUAAAGUACCAUUGCAGCGAUGAAGAGAUGGAAAAAAGCAACCAGGUUUGAAAAACCUA